Messenger RNA from Diorhabda sublineata, 4593 nucleotides. It is a transcript of the gene jub, whose product is annotated as LIM domain-containing protein jub. Gene Ontology annotation, biological process: regulation of DNA-templated transcription; negative regulation of hippo signaling; cytoskeleton organization. The transcript has 5 exons. Gene Ontology annotation, molecular function: transcription corepressor activity. Gene Ontology annotation, cellular component: adherens junction; transcription regulator complex; P-body. The record is from RefSeq and is a predicted model, not a curated record. NCBI's taxonomy places the organism in Eukaryota, Metazoa, Arthropoda, Insecta, Coleoptera, Chrysomelidae. Bases 140 to 1921 code for a protein of 593 amino acids.
AUAAUUAUUGACAUUUUGUCUAUGCUUUUAUAUUUAUUAUUGAUACAUUUUUCGUGCAAAUUGUUUUUUACAUUCUGAUUAUAAAAACUUGUAUUAAUGACAAAAGUGAUUUAAUUAGUGUUUACUGCUACUACUAAACAUGGAUCGAAAUAUACCAGGCAAAGAACAUCAUUCGUAUAUACAGAAGAUGCAGUAUAUGUCCCUUAAUAACCAAGAUGCGGUAAACGUUCGGGGAGGAAUUAAAACGGAGCCGGUAAUUUCGAAACCUGUAGGAGCAAUAGAAAGUUUUACCAGGGAUUCGAGAGAGCAACUCAACGAUUACGCUAUGUACGAGAGAAAUAACAUAAUAGCAAGUUCAAAGUACGCCACUCCUAAACGUGUCGAAACGAUAGCAAGUCAAAGAAUUUACGAAGAAGACGAUGUGUAUGUACAAUGUGCGAAACCACAAGUACCCCCAACUUCAAGUCCAACGCACUUAUUAUUAUCAGGAAGUCCUAGGACUAAUGCAGUUUACGAAAAUGUUGAGUAUAAAAAAGGUGCUGAAAUGCCUUAUUACAGUAGGAGUACAAAUCCGGUUAACUAUAGAAAAGCUCAACCUCAAGUUCCGAGUGGAAAUAAGAGUAAUAUUGAAAUGGAUGGUCCACCAGUUUAUGAGAAUUUGCAUAUGUCUCAUAAAAGUUCGGGAGCGAUGCCAGGACCGCAAGUUCCCCCCAGUGCUCCGCCACCUUAUAACUAUCAAUACUCGUCUCAACCCGUGUAUACUCCAAUGCAAGCUCCUGUUUUAAAUAAGGCCCAACCGCAGUCUCCGUACAGUCACUACAACACAUCCCCAUCUAAGAGUUUAACACAGGAACAAUUGGAUGAAUUAAACAGCAGCGAUUACGUUUGUAUGACCGGUAAUGUAGCUCACGCCACUUUAAAUACAAACACUCCCUUUCAAACUACCUCUGCAAAAAGCUACGAUAGAACUGUAGCUACAGGGAUAGCCCAGACUCCAACUAAAACGUUACCUCCAAAAGAAAUUAAAAAACCGGCGCCUUUACCACAAAAAAUUGAAAAGAGACCAUCACCAGCACCUAGUCCUACUCCAAGCACUUUCAGUAACCCUGGAGGCCGGUUGAAAAUGUCUGGAAAGAAUUUACUGCCUUAUAGUGUGACGCCCCCAAAACCCAGGGGGCCUACAGAGGCCGAAAAGAAAAUUGAAGAAAUGACAAGGCAAAUCGAGGAGGAGAUGGAAAAAAACGAAGAGGAAGGUGAAUAUUUCGGGAUUUGUCAUACGUGCGGUGAUAAAGUGACGGGCGCAGGGCAGGCUUGUCAGGCAAUGGGUAACCUCUACCAUACAAACUGUUUUAUUUGCUGUUCUUGUGGGCGCGCUUUGAGAGGUAAAGCUUUCUAUAACGUCCACGGAAGGGUGUACUGCGAAGAAGAUUACCUAGUAAGCCCUACUCCAAAUGAUUAUUCCGGGUUCCAGCAAACCGCGGAAAAAUGCGCGAUUUGCGGUCAUUUGAUUAUGGAAAUGAUUCUCCAAGCCAUGGGUAAAUCCUAUCAUCCGGGGUGUUUCAGAUGUUGCGUUUGUAAUGAAUGUUUAGAUGGAGUCCCGUUCACUGUAGACGUCGAUAAUAAGAUAUAUUGCGUCAACGAUUACCACAGGAUGUUCGCCCCGAAGUGCGCGGCUUGCGGUAAAGGUAUUACCCCCGUGGAGGGUACGGAAGAGACCGUCCGAGUGGUAUCUAUGGAUAAGGAUUUCCACGUGGAUUGUUACGUUUGCGAAGAAUGCGGUAUGCAGUUGACCGACGAACCGGAUAAGAGAUGUUAUCCUUUGCAGGAUAGAUUGAUGUGUCGGAAUUGUCAUAUACAGAGGUUGCAGCAUAUGCCGACUCAAAUGCAUCCUGUUUCUGCUACUUAUCAAUACACAGGUUGAGUUAACUUUGGGGAUAAUUUUCCAACAUGUAUUUGUGUUAUGUGUUAGAAUCAUUUUGGCAAAUCUUGAGUUUCGAUGAUCGAAAAAUGUGUAUUUGGAAACUAUAGUAUCAAAUUUUUCUCUAUUAUUCACCAUCUUCUUCGUUUAACGCCGUCGUUUCUUCUAGAUAUUAUUUUGGGUCCUUUGUUGAGUUUCACUUUGGUUUUUCCUUUUCACCUUUUUUGUAGCUUCCAUCGUCGAUUUAAGUGAUUUAAGUCAAUAUUGAAGUCACGGAUUAAUAACAAUCGUAGAUUGUAUCGUUUUAGCUCAAUAAAUUUUUUUAUUUAAUUUCACAUCGUUUUUCACAAAUUUUCACCUUUUCCCCAUAAUCAUCCGUCACCAUUUUGAUAAAUAAAGUCUAUAAUAAACUAGCACAGAAUGAUAAUAAAAUAUUAUGUCUUUUAGACAUUGUUUUGUAUCAAUUUAGUUAUCAGAUCAAAACCAGAUGCACUUUUUUUUAAUUUAAAACAAUUUUUCACUCAUUUUAACCUUUUUUCAUUUUUAUUCAGUUCAUUUUCAUGAUUAAAGUCAAUAUUUAAGUCAUAGAGAAUUGUUAUCAUCUAUUGUAUCUUCUAGGUAUUAUUUUAGGUCGUUUUUAUCAAUGCCUGACCCUUUUGUUUGAUUUCACCCAUUUUCACUAUUUUUGUAGCUUCCACCUACUCUUGUAGAUGAUUGAAGUCAAAAUUGAAGAAUCUUAAUCAUAUAUUGUGUCUCAUAGUAAUUAUUUCAUAUAUAAUUUCACCCAUUUUUCACUCUUUUUCACCUAUUUUGUAAUUCUGACCAGCCCAUCUGGAUGGUUACGAUCAAUAUUUAAGUCCCAGAGAACUGUUUUCAUAUUUUGUGUCUUGCGGAUAUUGUACUAGAUUAAUUUCAUCCACCACAAGGGGCUCUUCUUCAAUUUCCUCUAGUUUUUCACCCAUUUUUACUAUUUUUGUAGCUUCCACCUACUCUUGUAGAUGAUUAAUGUCAAAAUUGAAUCAUAUUAUGUCUUAUAGGCACCAUUUGAUAAAGUUCAUACGUUUUUAUUUAAUUUCACCCCGUUUUUAACUCAUUUUCACCUUUUUUCAAUAAUCAUCCAGUUCAUUUUCGUGAUUCAAGUCCAUAUUAUAGUAACAAAGACUGUUUUCUUAUACUGUAUCUUUUAGGUCGAUUUUAUAAAUUUCGGACCCUCUUUUUGAUUUCACCCUGUAUUUCACCCAUUUUCACUAUUUUUGUAGCUUCCACCUGCUCUUGUAGAUUAUUGAGAACUGUUUUCAUAUUUUGUAUCUUCUAGGCACUGCUUCAGGUCAAUUUUAUCAAGGACAUGCACUUUUCUUCAAUUUCCUUUCGUUUUUCACCCGUUUUCAUUGCUUUUGUCGUUUUAACCUUAUCAUUUGAAUGAACAUGGAAGACACGGAAACUCGUUAUCAUAUAUUGUUUCUUUUAGGUAUUCUUUUAGAUCGAUUGUACAAAAGUCAGACGCCCUUGUUUGAUUCCACCUUUGUUUUCACUCUUUUUCACCUUUUGCGUAGCUUUUACUUGCUCGUCGGGAUGAUUUAAGGGACGAUUUGAGUCAAUAUAUUGUGUCUUAUAGACAUUGUUUUGAACUGAUUUUGUAAUCAGAUCCUCCUUUUUUCAGUUUUACCUCGUUUUUCACUCAUUUUCACCUUUUUUUCACUUUAAUCAACGCAAUUUAAUGAUUUAUGUUCAUAUUGAAGUUACCAUUAAUUGUAAUUCUUCUAAGUAUUAUUUUGGGUGGAUUUAUCAAAGAGAGGUACUCUUCUUCUAUUUCACAUAGUUUUUCACUAAUUUUCACUCUUUUUUCAUCUUUUUCACAUCGUUUUUACUAAUUUUUACCAUUUUUUCAUGUUUUUCCACCUAUUUUGAUGAUUAAAAUCAGUAAUAGACUCACACAUGAUGAUAAUCGUAUAUUGUGUCUUCUAGACAUUGGUUUGAACUGAUUUUGUAAUCAGAUCAAAUCCAUCCAGAUGCUCCUUUUUUCAGUUUUACCUCGGUUUUCACCCAUUUUCACUUUUUUUUUGGCUUCAAUUCAGUAAUUCUGAUGAUUAGAUCCUUAUUGAAGUUACAAAUAAUCUUAAUCAUAUAGCAUAUUUUACAAACAUUGUUUUGUAUUAAUUCUAUAAUCACAUCGCUCUGCUUUUCAAUUUCACAUACUUUUUCAUUAAUUUUCAACCAGCUUAAUUCGAUAAAUAAGGUCCGAAUUAUCAUGAAUCGUUAACAUCCAUUAAACAUAAAAUCGAUUUUUCAAGUUAAAAAUAUAUUUUUAUAACUUUACAGACCAUAGUUUGUCUAUUCCAUUAGCUAUAAAAAACAUGCAAAGUAACACUAAAACAUGAAAUUCGUACACAAUCAUAUUAACAACAAUAAAUCUUAACACAACUGAAAAACGAUGCCACACGGCUGCCAACGUUUCAAAUUUAUUUCUCCUGUUACACGAACGAUCAUUUCUAAUACAAUUCAGAUAUUAAUAUAAAUUUUACUACUAUUUAACUUCACAGAGCUCUUCUUUUCUAAUAUAUUCCUAUAUGACAGCUACAUGUCUGGUAACUAUGCUGUAUGUCGUUAGAGAAAAGGUCAGUAGAGAAGAAGAAGAAUGUCUGGUAACUUAAAAACUUAACCGUGCUUUCAAGGAU